Beta vulgaris subsp. vulgaris (sugar beet) is the source of this 864-nucleotide messenger RNA. RefSeq lists its product as uncharacterized. Bases 1 to 864 code for a protein of 287 amino acids. The transcript has a single exon. The record is from RefSeq and is a predicted model, not a curated record. NCBI's taxonomy places the organism in Eukaryota, Viridiplantae, Streptophyta, Magnoliopsida, Caryophyllales, Amaranthaceae.
AUGACUUUGAGGAUGAUGACUCGGAUUUUGAAAGCCCUGCUGAAUCGUCUGAUGAAGACGAUGUUGGUUAUCUUGUUGCUCCACAAACAACCAGAAGGAGUAAGCCAAAUAAUAUGGGGUACAUUGAAUGGGACUAAGCCUCAAGAUACAAUUUUUUUUGUUGGUCAAGCAUUUGAGAAUGCUGAACAGUUAAAGAAGGCUCUUGCUGAUUAUUGUAUCCACCAUGGAAAAAAUGUAUCAUACACCAAGAACCAUAAAGAUAGGGUUGGAGCAGUUUGUAAGGUUGAUGGAUGCCCUUGGAGAAUUUGGGCUUCUUGGGAUGGUAAUAAAAAAUCAUUUGCUGUCAAAACACAUUUGGGUGAGCACACUUGUGGCUGGAGUUGUAAAGUGAAUAAGAUUAGUUCAACAUGGAUAGCAAAUCACUAUCAGAAAAAGUUUAAGAUUAAUCCUUACUUGAAAUUAAUGGAACUAAUGGAUUCGGUUUGGCUAGAUUGGGGAAUCAAAGUUUCCAAAUUUAUGGCUUUCAAGGCUAGGAGGAAGGGUCAAGCACUAAUUGUUGGUGAGUACAAGGAACAAUUUGCUUUGUUGCCAAGAUAUGGAGCUGAAAUCAGAAGAUCAAAUCCAAACAACACAAUUAAGUUUCAAUUGAGUAACAACGUCUUUGAAAGGAUGUACUUAUGUUUUGAUGCGCUGAGAAGAGGCUUUUUAGAUGGUUGUAGACCAUUCAUUUCCUUAGAUGGAUGUUUCUUGAAAGCUCCUUAUGGAGGACAAUUGUUGGUUGCUGUAGGAAGGGACGGAAACAAUCAAAUGUUCCCUAUUGCUUGGGCCGUUGUUGAAGUUGAAAGUAAGGAUAGUUGGGGCUAG